UCUUCAAUAGAUCGCGCGCACGAGGGCACGCAGCACUCCACUCACGCGCUGUCUAGAACGUUCGCGUUGAAGAUCGUCCUUUCAGAGUCGACGCUACGAUAUUAACACCAGAGCCUCAAGUAGCAGCGAACGCAGGUUUGGUUUAUGACACCACGGAGCGAGCACGGUAGAGGUGCGCCAUCGCCAGCGCGAGAGGACCCCCGUGUGCGGCGACUUGGCCACGCAGCGUUCGUGGGCGCCGUCGGUCUGAUCGCGGCUGCCGUGUGCGUCGCCGUACCCAUCGGGUUGCGCCUGAGCCUGAUACGUUGCAAGGGCAGCGAGUGCCUGUCGCUAGAGCGGGACAUGAAGCGCGCCAUGGAUCCCGGUGCGGACCCGUGCAGCAACUUCUACCAGCACGUCUGCGGCCAAUGGGUCAGUGGAAAGACGGACUUCGCAUAUGCCACCUACAAGUACAGGAACUUCCGGGACAAGGACCUGAUGUACGAACUGGUGACGGGCGUCUCGCUGACUCCGAAUCGCCAUCAGACCACCCGUGAUAAGCUGGCCCUACUGUACCUCAGCUGCCACACAGAAGUUAACAACGAGGAGUCCAUUGGCGAUUUCCUACGUGUCCUUGGACUGACCUGGCCGAAGCGCUCUCACUCAAGUGCCUUCGAGGUUCUGGACAUUAUGGCGGCCGCGUCGCUGGAUUACGGCUUCUCGCUUGUCUGGACAUUUGCGAUAGGCCGACACCCACGCAGGCCCCGACAGAGCGUGAUUUAUGUGAUGCAAGACUUAGGCUUAUUCCUAUGGAACGCGAUGACCUCUGAUCUGGCGAACGAAGACAAGCUUCCAGACUUCCUGCGCCUCUGUGCUGAACGUGUCGGUGCCACCGGGCAGUCGUACGACCCUAUGAUCAACGACGUCGUCAGCACGCACGAGGCGAUAAUGCACAUUCUGAGUAACGAAUACGCGGCCACCUACAUACCCGAGUACAUGAACUACAGCAACGCAGACCUGAGAAGGGCCGUGAAUCGCCACCUGCCUGACCGAUCACAGGAAUGGUCACCGGACAUUUUGGUGUGCCUGCAGCUCGAGCAGUUCUCUCGCUUCCUCGACGAGCUACGCAGUCCGGACAAAGCCGCUAGCUUAAAGCUCUACCUGGGCGCGUACCUGGUAUUUAAGAUGAUGACCUUUGCGUCGCGACACUUAACGCACGCUAUGAUGAAAGUAAAAGGCAAGCUUUCCCAAAUCGACCGGUACGUGAUGGCGCAGUGCACGGACCUGAUCGACACUGCCUUGCCCCUGUCUGCACGGAAGUUCCAGCAGGACAAGAUUGAUAGCGCGUCGCGACUUGCCAUCUUCAACAUCUACGCCCGCGUGCUCCGAGCGCUCGUGGACGUCGUCGCCGGCCACGACAGCGAGAUCGCCUCCAGUAUAGCCGAAUAUGCGCACACGCUAUCCCUGGGUGCCUUCAACUUGACCAUCAGGCAAGAGCAGCUAGAGGCGCUCUACGCGUUCGUACCUCGGAUAAAAAUCGCAAAACUGCUGUCAUUUCUGGACCUGUACACUACGGUGAUGGACUCUACCCUAACGGUGCUUAAGGAUUCCACGAACGUCCAGAGGGGGAACCUCGCGCACGUUCCAAACUUGGCAACCAUUCCCGUCUACCGUCUUCUAGUGGCACGCGAGAUAGCGAUCCCGCCGUAUGCGUUACUGUGGCCCGUGUUCCACCGCGAAUACCCCGCAGCAGUGAACAUGGGGUUGCUUGGAACUUUCAUCGCUCGAGGUCUGGUGGACAUGGUGUUUUACAUGUUCUUCAGGGAGAGGUUCAGGUAAGGAGUGGCGUAAAGAAUGCGGCUAAGCACAAAGGCAUGCAGCACCUUCAGAUUAUCUGCUUCGUCUAGACCGGCUCGUGAAUGUGAAACCCUUCUAAGAAGAUGGAUGACUGAGUAAGUGGACUGUUUUAGUGCUUUCAGGGUAAGGUUGUUUUUCCCCGUGUCCUGUAAAUGCAGGCCAAGAAUGCGGAGGGUAGGUGUUUGCGGUAUGGGAGUGUCAUGCAGGUAGAUAGUGAUGGGGGAGGUAGGGACGCGCCGCGGGCGGAUUAUGAGGAGUGCUGACUUUGUGGGGGAGCAUUCAAGCCCAAUGUUUGCCGCGUGAGUAGCGAUAGUUGUAGCGGCUUCCUGAAGGGUCGAUUCUAUGUCGCCAUCCGAGCCGUAUGUGGUCCAGACCGUUAUAUCAUCCGCGUAAAGUGUGUGUCCUAAGUGCGGGAUGCGGCUGAGAGCCUUGGCCAGGGGGAUGAGGGUGAGGUUGAAGAGGAAGGGAGAUAACACCGCCCCUUGCGGGGUACCAAUGUUACCAAGCGUGAAGUGGGGGGUCUGUAUAUCAUCUAUAUGCAGUGAGGCUGUGCGACCGUUUAAGAAGGCCCGGAUAUAGUUGUAGGUCUUAGGCCCCAACUGCAGCUCUUGGAUGCCCUGCAGGAUGGCGCUGUGUGUAACUUUGUCGAAUGCUUUGGUGAGGUCGACUGCCAGGAUUGCUCUGGUGUGAUGUAACAUGUCAUUGAGGAUAGCGUGUGAAAUCUGCAGUAGGGCGUCCUGUGCCGAGAGGUGGGAUCGAAAUCCUACCAUAGUAUGGGGAUAUAGUCCAUGGGAUUCCAUGUGUUGCGUGAGACGGGUGAGGAUGACAUGCUCAAACAGUUUGCCCAAGCACGAAGUCAGCGAAAUGGGACGGAGGUUUUGGGCGUUAAUGGGCUUGUUUGGUUUAGGAAUGAAUAUUAUUUUCCCGUGCUUCCAUUCAGCAGGUAGCACCCCCAUUUCCCAGCACUCAUUGAAGUAGUCGGUGAGAAGGGAAAUUGAACGGUCAUCUAAAUUUCUGAGCAUGACAUUUGUGAUUUGGUCCUCCCCAGGGGUUGAGUUUCGGAGCUUGAUAAGGGCUGCUCUGACUUCAACCUCCAUAAUGGGGGCGUCGAGGGAGGGUUGAUCGGGGCCUACAUAGUCGGGAUAUGAUACAGCUUGGCCCACAGUGGUAUAAGUUGAUUGGAGUUGGCGUAACAGUGCUUGAUGAUUUUGGCGAUGUUUAUGGGUAAGUCUUUUUAGUGUGAGCCGAGUUUGCUUUUUAGUUUGAGUGGGGUCUAUCAUAUGUCGCAAAAGAUGCCAGGCCCUGGUGGAGGAGAGAUUACCUCGUAAUCCGUCACAUAAUUGGUGCCAGUUAGAUUUACUGAGUGCGGCACUGUGUUCUUCUAUUUGUUUCUGUAGUUGCGCUAAUUUUAGCUUAAGUUUCCGAUUUUGCUUCUGGGUUUUCCAGCGUGUGAGGAUACUGCUUUGAGCUUGUAGUAGGUGCGCUAAGCGACUGUCUGCAACGGGAGUCUCGGGGGUGGCAUCUAAUGUUUGCGUGAAUGCCUGGACAUCCUGUUUCAGCUCUGUCAUCCAUGUGUGGAGGUUAAAGGGGGAUUCUAAUGUUUUGGCCUCUCUGUGCUUCCGAAGAUUAUCCCAGCUGGUAAUCCUGACACGGUAGGCUUUAGCUUUUAUGGCGAAAUCAAGCUGUAUAGUUAUGAUAUAAUGAUCACUGCCCAGGGCCUCAUUUGAGUUUGUCCACACUGGUGUGGGAAGGUUGCGACCAAAAGUAAGAUCUGGGCUUGUGUCGGCAGUGACACUAUUGCCGAUUCUUGUAGGUGUGCUCAGAUCAUUAUAUAUGGACAGGCCGUGCAUCUGAAGGGUGUUGUGCAAUUCCGCUCCUCUCUUGUUAGUGCGUGUGUACCCCCAGUCUACAUGUGCGCAGUUGAAGUCCCCUAAUAUAAUGAGGGGGUCCUUUUUUGCAGCGUUGGAGGCGGCUUUAAUUAGAGAGAUUAAAUCUGAGACCGGUUGCCUCGGGAGGAGGUAACAGUUGAGGAUGAAGAGGGGUUGAGAUCUGUGAGUGGAGGGGAUUAAUUCUAUGAAUGUGUGAGCUACCGGCGAGGUUAGUACAUGACAAGUGUAUGGUACGAAAUGUUGGAGAUACGUCGUAACCCUGGGGUUUGGAGUGGUGUCGGAGGGUACCAGAGCGUAUCCUGGCAGCGAUAAAUUUGUGCCAGCAUCCUGAAGUGCUACUAUAUCAGGGGGUGUGGAGGAAGCAGAGAGGAGCUGCUGCAGGGGGUCUCGUUUGCGACGAAACCCCCUGCAGUUCCAUUGUAGGAUGCUUAAUUGGAGAUUAUUGCCCGUCAACUGGGCCA
This is a messenger RNA of Dermacentor albipictus, 4186 nucleotides long. Its product is annotated as endothelin-converting enzyme homolog. Gene Ontology annotation, molecular function: metalloendopeptidase activity. Gene Ontology annotation, biological process: protein processing. Lineage: Eukaryota; Metazoa; Arthropoda; Arachnida; Ixodida; Ixodidae. Gene Ontology annotation, cellular component: plasma membrane. The record is from RefSeq and is a predicted model, not a curated record.